AUGGCAUUCCUAAGCCAACCCCGAGCUCUGCAAAUUCCAGAGCUCCUGCUGAGAAUCUUUCAAUUCUCAGAGCCAGAGGACAACUGCACGAACGCCCGUGUCUGCAAGAAUUGGUCAAAUGAGGCUUUGGCUGUCUUAUGGCGAAGCGUAAUGUUUGACGUAGUUCUUGAGCUUUUGGGACCUACAACUCGCCGUGCCAUAGGCGACUUGAUCUUUGUUCGUUGCCCCGAGCCUGCGGAUUGGAGCCGCUUCAACCACUACGCUUGGAGGAUCCACCACCUGGAGGUAUCAUGGGAUUCCUACCACCCAUCCAUCUUUCAACAUAUUGCAUCCAUUCGGUCCCGCACCGAACUCUUCCCUAACCUAGAAACUUUGGACUUCGAUGACGACCUGGGAAACGUUCAUCUAUUCACCCAUGCGAAGUUAAAGUCACUCGUCUUACAAUCAAGUGUCAACGCCGGCGAUUGCCCCCAUACCAAGACCGCACUCCUUCAUCUCCCACUUCAGACGCGUCAUUUGGAAACCUUGAAUCUCGGUUACCUUCUCAUACCAAAAGAAGUCUCCCACUCUGACUUGGCGUCUGUCCUCCAGGGCCUACCUGCCUUGAAAACGCUUUGGCUUCCAGGUGAUUGGUUAGUGUCACAAAUUGCGGACGCUCUUGCCUGGCACCCCGUGCUCGAAUGUCUCGUUUCAACAAUAAUUCACCGCGCCCAUGCCACAACUUGGGAUGUUUUUUCUACUUCUUUGGACCCACAUAGCUUCCCUAGCCUCAAGCAGCUGGACAUCGCCGUGCCGUUUGCUCGCGCCGCUUUGUUACUAUCGCAAACACACAGGCCUCGCCACCUUGUGUCGUUCACAUUGAAAUGCUACUGGGGGGAGGAGUCCGUUCACAGUUACGCUCGGUUUAUCGACGUCAUUUGCUCCAACUACCCUGAGCUGGAAUCACUUUCCGUCCAAGGCAACGACGCCGAACAGUAUCCAGCGGCCUUGCAACGAAUGACCUUCCUCGAGUUGCGCCCAAUUACGCGUCUAUCCGGGCUGACGCAGCUCGAGCUCACCCACCCGCUACAGUUAGACCUCGACUUGAGGCACAUCACCGAAAUUGCGAAAGCACUACCCUCAAUAGAGGUCCUCUACCUCAAUGACAGCCCCAGGAUAUCGAGCGUCCCCAACUUGACCAUGUCUGCCCUAGUGACAUUGGUAUCACUCUGUCCUAAAUUAGACGUGCUAGGGAUGUACGUGAAUGCAUGUACCACGAUGCCCCGCAUAAGCGACGAUGCGACGCUCGCAAAUCUCAGCAUAUUCUCCGUUGGACGGUCACCCAUCACGGAUCCCCGUUCAGUAGCUCACUUCUUGGAAUCCAUCCUUCCUAAAGCCUGCCUGCUUUAUUCGCACACGGAAGAUCGUGUACAUUCGAGACUAUGGGAUCUUGUCAAAAGGAUGAUACACCAGAGCGAAGAAUCUUGA
This is a messenger RNA of Pleurotus ostreatus (oyster mushroom), 1467 nucleotides long. RefSeq lists its product as uncharacterized. Lineage: Eukaryota; Fungi; Basidiomycota; Agaricomycetes; Agaricales; Pleurotaceae. The transcript has 2 exons. The coding region runs from base 1 to 1467 and encodes 488 amino acids. The record is from RefSeq and is a predicted model, not a curated record. Gene Ontology annotation, molecular function: protein binding.